UAUGUUAAUUGUUUAGAAUAAUUAUUAAUAAAGUGUACAAUUUUUGAGAUUUCUCUUAUAUUUUUAGGAACCUCGAUCCAAACCUUCAUCAUCCAAAAGCGAAGAGAAACAGCAUCUUCUCGAUGGCGAAUAUCAACAAGAAAGUUCCGCCGUUACUGUGGAGGAUUCUACAAAUAUGUAUGAAGAAUUCUGCUUCAAUCGCACCAUCGAACAUCCUACAUCAAAUUUUGAUACGAUGAUUCAUUUGCUGAAAGCUAAUAUAGGAACCGGAAUUUUAGCAAUGCCUGAUGCGUUUCGCAACUCUGGUUGGGUGGUUGGAUUGUUCGGAACAUUAUGUAUGGGUUUCAUUUGCACACACUGUAUGCAUAUGCUGGUAAAAUGUUCCCACGAACUUUGCAGAAGAACACAAGCACCCUCUUUAAGUUUUUCCGAAGUCGUGGAAAACGCAUUUAAAACAGGACCAGAAUUUUUGCAGAAGUAUUCGAGUUUGGCCAAGUCACUAAUAAAUAUAUUUUUAUGCAUAACGCAACUAGGUUUUUGUUGCGUAUACUUCGUUUUCGUCGCUGUUAAUCUUCACGAUAUCAUAAAGCAUUUUUGGCUCGACAUCGGCACACCUUGGUACUUGUUAUUUUUAUUAGCACCUAUGGUUAUGCUCAAUUGCGUCAGAAGUCUCAAGUAUUUAACCCCAGCUUCGCUGUUCGCGUCGAUAGCGACCUGUAUGGGUUUGGUGAUAACGUUUUUCUAUAUAUUCCAAGGAGGUUUGCCGAAUACAUCGACGAUCAAGGCGUUCUCUUCGUGGAAACAGUUGCCGCUUUAUUUCGGGACUGCUAUUUAUGCUUUCGAAGGAAUUGGAGUGGUGUUGCCGUUGGAGAACAAUAUGAAAAAUCCACAAGAUUUCAGCGGAUGGAACGGCGUACUCAAUACUGGAAUGGUAGUAGUUGCAGCGUUAUAUACCGCGAUUGGAUUCUUCGGAUAUCUUAAAUAUGGGGAAAAAGCGGUGUUGGGAAGUGUUACGCUUUUGUUGCCACCUGAUGAAUAUUUGGCGCAAUUAGUUCGUCUGAUGAUGGCCGUGGCAAUUUUUUUGUCCUACAGUCUCCAAUUCUACGUCGUGUUCCACAUUAUCUGGCCCUGGAUCCAGAAUCACUUCAAGACAGAUAAAAGCAGAGAAAUAGCAGAAUAUAGUCUAAGGGCUCUUCUUGUAUUCGUAACCUUUGUUAUAGCAAUUGCGAUUCCUAAUUUAGGAGCAGUUAUCUCGUUAGUAGGCGCUUUCAGUAGCUCAGCUCUUGCGUUAAUAUUUCCUCCUAUCAUUGAGAUUAUUACGUUCUGGCCUGACAAGCUAGGACAAGGAAGAUGGGUGUUAUGGAAAGAUAUAUUUAUAAUUGUAUUCGGUUUUCUUGGCUUUUUGGUCGGUUCUUAUACAAGUUUAUUAAAUAUAAUUAAUUAG
Molecule: messenger RNA, 1444 nt
Organism: Diabrotica balteata
Lineage: Eukaryota; Metazoa; Arthropoda; Insecta; Coleoptera; Chrysomelidae
Source: the annotation of a GenBank genome assembly